CGCUAUCCCGGAUUCCCUAUCGACAAGCUCAAGAUACCAGACCCAGAUCCAUUAGCGGCCAUACGGUAGUCCUGCGUCCACUGGGUCGGCCAUUUCAAACAUGUCUACAGCAGUAGCUGUCCUAUAGAUCAAGGUGUCUCUUAUAUUAAGCCUAUUGGCCGGUUCUUUCGGCAAUUUUGCCUUUACUGGCUCGAGGCAUUGAGUCUUAUGGGACACAUGGGAGACGGCGUUCUCUUGAUCACAAGACUCGAGAACCUGCUAAAAGAACAGUCGUCGGAUCGCCAAUUAGUAGAUCUUGUCCAGGACUCACGCCGGUUUAUCCUCCAGAAUAGAUGGGUCAUUGAGAACGCUCCACUCCAGACAUAUGAGUCGGCUCUUAUAUUCAGCCCAGCUAAUAGCUUACUACGAAAAAUAUUCGAGAAUGAAGAGCCAAACUGGAUAAAGAUAAAGCCUAUAGUGGAAAGCGCCUGGAGUUCUUGUCAACAGACGCUCGCGGGCCAUAGCGACUGGGUCAGCUGUAUCGCCUUCUCGCCCGACGCCAAGCUCAUAGCAUCAGGGUCAAGUGAUCACACCGUCAAGCUUUGGGAUACGGCGACGGGGGCCCUUGAACAGACGCUCGCGGGCCAUGGUGACUGGGUCUUCUCUAUCGCCUUCUCGCCCGACGCCAAGCUCAUAGCAUCGGGGUCAGGUGAUCGCACCGUCAAGCUUUGGGAUACAGCGACGGGGGCCCUUCAACAGACGUUCGAUAUUGGUGCUGCAAUCACAAAUCUAUCAUUCGACAAUACCAGCUCACGCCUAGAUACAGAUAUCGGCCGUCUCGAACUAGCUAAUAGGACUGAAGCUUCGUCUCGAGCUCCGGUUCCAGAGCAAGCACAACGCCAUGAAUACGGCCUAAGCCAUGAUAAAUCCUGGAUUACCUGGAAUGAACAUAACGUACUAUGGCUUCCACCUGACUGUCGGUUUUCUACCUCGGCGAUUUCAUAUUUUGCCAUGCCAUCGACAACAACAACAGUCACAAUGAUUGCCCUAGGGUGUCUUUCUGGAAGGGUUAUGUUGAUAGGGCUCCUGGGUUCUGGGCCUUCCUCUGUAUCAUAAUUUCAGGACACUCCCUCGCGCACGCAGGCUGCGGUAAUGCUCAUAACCACAUCGCAUAGCUAGUAACGGCUGUGAUGCCCAUGCACGUGACAACUGGAGUAGCCCAGAGGAGCUCACAUCGGAAGACGAUGACUUGCCAGAGGCCCAGGCCAACGCCUAAGCUUUGUUUUCGGUCAUCUAUAGAUGCCAAUCUUGAUUGCUGCCGGUUGAAUUUGGCGCUGCAGACAUGUUGACUAUCAUAGUGCUGCCAAUGGACCGGUCGAGGGAGUCGAAGCCUUGUGAUUGAGAGUAAAUUGUCGAUGGGCGGUGGUCGUUCGCUAGCU
Emericellopsis atlantica is the source of this 1418-nucleotide messenger RNA. RefSeq names its product putative wd40 repeat pf20. The transcript is spliced from 3 exons. Gene Ontology annotation, molecular function: protein kinase C binding; translation regulator activity; ribosome binding. Bases 208 to 1095 code for a protein of 295 amino acids. Gene Ontology annotation, cellular component: cytosol; nucleus. NCBI's taxonomy places the organism in Eukaryota, Fungi, Ascomycota, Sordariomycetes, Hypocreales, Bionectriaceae. The record is from RefSeq and is a predicted model, not a curated record. Gene Ontology annotation, biological process: rescue of stalled cytosolic ribosome; positive regulation of protein phosphorylation.